AUGAAAUAUGGUAUGAUUUGUGAAGAUUAUUUACCAAAAGAUUUUGAUAAAAAAUCUUAUCAAAUUAAACCAUUUUGUAUCAGUAAAUUUAUAUAUGAUGGUGAUACUAUUGAUCUUGAAAAUGAACAAAAAAUCACGGUGAUUUUUACUCCUGAUCAUAAACCUGAUUCAAUUUCAUUAUUAGAUAUACAAGAACACCUUUUAUUUGUUGGAGAUAUAUUCUAUCCGGGGCCUAUUUAUCUUUAUAGACCGUAA
This is a messenger RNA of Rotaria sp. Silwood1, 255 nucleotides long. NCBI's taxonomy places the organism in Eukaryota, Metazoa, Rotifera, Eurotatoria, Philodinida, Philodinidae. The record is from the annotation of a GenBank genome assembly.